AUGCCCACCUGCAGGCGCAAACGUGUCCUCCUCACAGAGCCCUCCCCCGCCCUUCUAGAUGCCCUCAAGAACGACCCCAACCACGAAGUCUUCUACCUAGAGGAGACCGGCGAGAUCUUUGACAACUAUGAGGCCUACGCCGCUCGGAUGUCCUUCUAUCGCAUGAAGCAGUUCCAAUGCGAGGUAACCGGCAAGAGUGGCCUCGACUACUUUCAGGCGUUGGAGAGUGAGCGGCAAGAGGCGCGAACUAUGCACUCGAGGUUCCCGGACCAGCUGAAGGCUGCUGUCCUCAAAGCAGUCCAGUGGCAGGUUAUGGGGCGCCUUGACCACCUCGUUGAGGCCGUGUAUGACCGUUUCAAGGACCGAUACUACCCUGACGAGAAGGUGUACAUUGAUAUCAAGGGUGACAAGUACCUUGCUCGUGUCAGUCAAGUGUUCUCGCCCAAGGCACCCGCUUCAGCACGCAGUCCUGUCCCUGUGGCGUCUACGUCCACCGCCUCAUCACCACUCUCGGACGAGCCUGUAGCAAUCCACAAGGUUGCGGAGGACCUCAAGGUCUCGGUGAAGGACUCGAUAGCUCUCGACGACCCAUCCAAGUACGUCUACCAAGUGCAAGUGCUCGACGAAGAGAAGCAGCCCGGGUUUGGUAAGAGUCACGAGAAGACCAAGGGCAAGGAGGCGAGCCGUGGUCAAUGGAGCAACGCACAGUUGGAUGUUCGAUGCAACAUCAUGAGCCGUGACCGCCUCGCGUUCUCCAAGUCAAUACUCCGCCGCUUCAUCCGUGACUGCGUGGACAGAGAUGCCGCGGUUGCUUCCCCAUGGACUGUGAAACCCGCCAUUGCUGCGCGGUUCGGCGUGAGUAGCAUCAUGCCCGAGGAGAUCCGCCUUGGUGUGGAGGCCGUGAAGAAGGGUGAGAUUGACAAGCGGAAGAAAGUGUGGGAAGACAAGGAGGGUCCGGCGCAGAAGAAGCGGAGGCAGAUAGCCGAAGACAAAGGUACGUUUGCGGACCAUCCUGCUCUGGAGACGCCAUGGAGUAAGGCGAUCGCUUUGGCAGUUGCGGAGCAGCGACAACGAGAGGAGCGCGAGAGAGCGCAGCAGAAGCAGCAGCAGCAGAAGGUCAAGGAGGAGAACGACCGUCUUGUGGCAGCAGAAAAGAAGAAAAAGAAACCUGUACGGUAUCCGACAGAGGACUUGGAUGUCGUGCUGGGCGACAAGGAGAAGAGGGCGGGCAUCAAGCUGAAGCGACCUGUGCCGAGCAAGCUCGCUAUGCCGUUCGGAGAGGACCAGAAGACCAACGCUAUGUUCCUCAUGUCGUGGAACUUCCUUGUCGUCUACGGUCAACCGCUACAUAUGUCUCCAUUCACGAUGGACGAGUUCGAGGGUGCAUUACGCCAUUCGAUGAUCGAGCCCUAUUGCCAACUGCUCGGCGAGAUUCAUUCGAUGCUCAUCUAUAACCUUCGCACUGUGCCGUUCAAUAGACAUAGCGCCAUCCUGUCGCUCAUGGAUUUGAAGGAGCAGAGGGGCGACGGCGAAUUGCUUGGGGUUACCAUUGAGCAGCUCACCGCCGCGAUGGCCGAUGUUGGGAACAACUGGGAGCGGGCACCCUUGCGGCACGCUGAGAAUCGAGAAGGCUGGGAGGAGUCCUUGGUUGGCUGCCUCAAAGACCACGCGAAUCUCGAGAACUUCCCUCGGCUUCGUGAGGUCUUGACCCGUCUUCUCUUUGCUCCAGACCAUUCCCAAGAUCCUUCCAGCUCGACCGCCCCAUCACCAGCUACUAGUCCCGCACCGCUACGUCUGACUACCCCGACAGCACCCGGUCAGCUAUACCACAAGCUACCGCCUAAGGACCGCGUCGCGAUCCUCGACUUCAUGUGCACACUCGCCGUAUCGAGCAAGGCCAUCCAUGCGCAUAUGGAGUUGUGCGAGGAACAGCUGACUGCGUUGCGGAAAGAAAAGAUCGAAGUUAACCGCACAAAGAAGCAGUAUCUCGAAGAGAUGGUAGCCCUUCAAGGCGAAACCGAGGGCGGCGCCAAUGGGAACGGCAAGUCUGAAGACGUCACAAUGCAGGACUCAUCCGAUCUCUCCGACAUCCCGAACUCGGACAACGAGUCUGCCCCUCCGUCCAAGGCGGUGUCCGCGCGACGCACUGCCGCGAAGGAGCGCGAGGCGGCCCGCGCGAAGGCGACGUCGCUCAAGGCCGCGCUGGCAGAACGCCGCCGGCUCGACGAGGAGGUGAACAAGCUCGAGCGCAAGCUGGAGGGCAUCGAGCGCGAGUUCCGCAAGCUCCUGGGCUCGAUCCGCGUCAAGCCGCUCGGGCGUGACCGGUUCUACAACCGCGUGUGGUGGUUCGACGGCAUGGGCGCCGCGUCCCUCAUCGGCGGCGGCGGCACGGUGCAGUACGGGACGGGGCGCAUCUUCGUGCAGGGCCCCAGCGAGUUCGACAGGGAGAUCCUCGACCGGCGCGAGGAGAACAUCGAGGAACGACGGCGGGUGGAGGAGGGCCCCGAGGGCAUGCUGGGCGCAAACGAGUGGGCAGUGUUCAACGACCUCGAGGAGGUGCAGGAGUUCGUGGCGUGGCUCAACCCUAAGGGCGUGCGGGAGCUGAACCUCAAGAAUCAGUUCACGAAGUGGUGGAACCACAUCGCCCCGGGGAUGCGGCGGCGCGCAGCGGACUUGAACGCGAACGCCAGGAUUCCCGAGGCUCGCCGGAGCACACGCAAGCGCCCCGACGCCGAGCUCCUCCGGGAGCCCUACAUGCAGUGGACGAACCGCAAGGCGGUAAACGGGUCUUGA
Molecule: messenger RNA, 2793 nt
Organism: Dichomitus squalens LYAD-421 SS1
Lineage: Eukaryota; Fungi; Basidiomycota; Agaricomycetes; Polyporales; Polyporaceae
Product: chromatin remodeling complex protein
Exons: 11
Coding region: 1-2793 (930 amino acids)
Source: RefSeq, a predicted model, not a curated record